UGUUCCAUAAAUUGACGGUUGUUUCAUUCAGCUUUUGUAAGAAGCUCGAGAGCUUUCAGACAACAACGAUAAAAGGAAAAGAAGCGGCAAUGUCCAAUUCAGGCGAAAAGUCCGGCAAGGCUCUCGAGAGAGCAAGUUUUGUCAAUCUUCUUAGUCAGUUCUUGAAAGAAAAAAGAAAUCUUGGGGAUAUCAGUGUUGGGAUGGCUUCAAAACAUGAAUCUAAAGGGAUUGAAACAUCUAGGCAACGAGCGGCGACGAUGAACUUUUUGCCUAGUAUGGAUAAUUCUUCUGAGAAUUUAAAACCGACUCUUGUGGCAUCUCCUUUAAAUUCAAACGCGAAACCUUCUGGUUUUUUCGCAGAUAUUGGCAGUUUUGAUGCCUCCAGUUCCAAGGAAUAUACCAAUAACACGACAGAUUUCAGGAAACCGGCAAAAGUGGAGGCAAAGAAUUCCCAGCUGACCAUGUUUUUUGGGGGCCAAGUGGUGGUAUUUAACGACUUUCCUUCACACAAGUUGAAGGAAAUCAUGGACAUUUUAGCUAGCUAUGGAUGCUCUACUGCAUGCAGUGGCCUUGUUGCUGACACCGGCAUGGAAAAAUUUGAUUCUAAAAUGGACAAAGUCGAGUCUAGCAAUCCUGAAAUUCCGGACCUGAACGUCGCCACCACGACUGGAAAUAGUCCUUCUCAGGUUCCAUCCGUUGAGCGGUGUGAAUAUGGCGGUUCAGAUUUACGGAUUGCCAGAAGAAAUUCACUUCACAAGUUCUUCGAAAAGAGAAAAGACAGGGCAGCUGCAAGAGCCCCAUACCAAGUUAACAACGUUAGAGGGUCUCCUCCGCCGCCUAAGCCUGACGAGAGCAGUCCAUCUCACAAGGAAGGUCGAUCGUCGAAAGAAGCAUCAAGUGAUCUUGAUCUCAAGUUAUAGUAACAUUGUUUCAAU
Molecule: messenger RNA, 935 nt
Organism: Hibiscus syriacus
Lineage: Eukaryota; Viridiplantae; Streptophyta; Magnoliopsida; Malvales; Malvaceae
Product: protein TIFY 11B-like
Exons: 5
Coding region: 90-920 (276 amino acids)
Biological process (GO): response to wounding; regulation of defense response; regulation of jasmonic acid mediated signaling pathway
Cellular component (GO): nucleus
Source: RefSeq, a predicted model, not a curated record